Molecule: messenger RNA, 2910 nt
Organism: Symbiodinium necroappetens
Lineage: Eukaryota; Dinophyceae; Suessiales; Symbiodiniaceae
Source: the annotation of a GenBank genome assembly
AUGGAAAGCCAAGAGGAAGCAUCGAAAGAGCCAGGGAAAAGCAAGUUCGUGACAGCCGGUGGACGGGCAGUUGCAGUGGACUGGCGGCGUCUCAAAGAUGCCCAAGCAUUUUUCGAGUCAUGCGAGACUCAAGCCCACAGUCUUCCACCCCUUUGCCGCGAUUCUGCUGUCGGUGCAGAUGCUUUGCAGUUGCCUGGAGAGCCACCUGGCUCUAGCAUUGAUGAUCAAUGCAUGAGCAGCGGUGCCCCUGUCCUGGGUAAGUUCAUGACAGCUGGCGGACGAGCAGUUUCAGUGGACACCGCAUAUCUACGAAAGAUCCAGGCUUUGUUUGAUUUAUGCGAGACUGAGAGCAGUAAAGUUUCGUGCGGUCGAGACGAUUCGGUGGGCACAGCACCACCCACCAGUUUUGUUGACAAUGAUGUUUCCGAUGCUGAUGACCCAAACGCGCAGCAUGAUACAUCUGCCGUGCUAUGUCCAGCCGGGGGCGAACCAGUUGGCAAGUUCAUGACAGCUGGCGGACGAGCAGUUUCAGUGGAUGCAGGACGCGUAAGCAAAGUGCAGCAUUUGUUUCAGUCGUCCGAGACUGAAGCCAUCAAUCUUCUGUCCAACAUUCAAGAUGACCAGGUGGCUGUGCAACAGCCUGUGUUGCAGCUGCCUCGUGCCGAAGAUCAGGGAUGCCAAACUCCCCAUUGCAAUGAUUUGCUCCAGAUUUUGAACCCACCGAGUCUGACACACUCUGAGAGCAGCCUCCACAUUGGCCCUGCAAGCAACGACUCGACAACACAUGGCCAACAUAACCAGAAUGAUGUGUUUGCAUCGCGCGAAGCAGUGGACAAGUUCAUGACAAGUGAAGGACGGGCGGAUUCAGCGACUGGACAGUUACAUGAAUCACUCGCUUUGUUUGAGCUUCGUGAGCCCAGAGCCAGCAGGCUUCGGUCCCGCAGUCGAGACCACUCGGCUAGCCGUGCUCCUUGGCAGCGGCAUCAGCCAAGCCCAGACACUAGGGACCACCCUGGGCAUACUGGAGAUGUUUUCGCCGCUGAUGACCCAAACGCGCAGCAUGAUACAUCUGCCAUGCUAUGUCGAGCCAGGGGCGAAGAACCAGUUGGCAAGUUCAUGACAGCUGGCGGACGAGCAGUUUCAGUGGAUGCAGGACGCAUAAGCAAAGUGCAGCAUUUGUUUCAGUCGUCCGAGGCUGAAGCCAUCAAUCUUCUGUCCAAUGUUCAAGAUGACCAGGUAGCCGUGCUACAGCCUGUGUUGCAGCUGCCUCUUGUUGGGAUGAUACGGCCUCUGCCUCAAGCGGCUUCAGAAGGCAGUGAGCAAGCAGUCGGUGGAAAGACCACAGCCUCACAAGCCUUGUGCAGCCAGAACCCAAGAGUCGAUCGAGAGAAUGCACACAGCGGAAAGCUGGAGCCUGCAAGCACUGCAAGCAUUCUCGGAGAGGCAGAGGCCGAGGCUCAGGAGCCGGCCCUAAGCCCUAUCUGCCCUCGUGUUCGGCCACAGGAUGCGGUUCAUUUCAGUGAGGAUGGAUUUGAUGGGCUCUCCGGCAUGGGCAGCGGUAAGCGUCUCUUGGCAAACGAUUUGCUGGCCUCUCAUGGGGAAGAUCUUGAAGAGCAUGUGCCAGUCACGGAUAUCUCUUUGAUUGAUUGGGUGGCUGGCCCGGCUCCUCCCUCGAUUGUCCAAGGUUUCGCAGAGGAAUGUUGCGCAGAGUCCAUUAAGAUCUCAUCCAGGUAUGAGGACAGAUGGUUGCGGAAUCAUCUGGCACAGUUGGCACUUCUGUCAUUACGAUCGAUGGAUGCCGUUUCGCGAGACCUCAAGUCGAUAUGCAAGCGUCUAGGAAAGCGAGCCCGAGCAGAGAUUGCUGGGAGAAGGUCUGCAAUUUUCCAGAUCUGCACGGGACUGGCUCCAGCCGAUCAGCACAUGGUAUUGAUGUGCACCGCAACUAUGCCAGAGUGGACAAAUGCAGGCAGCGGAAAGCACCAACGCCUUGCCUAUGCAUACGAAGACGCUUGGAUCGAGCUGAGCGACGGCUGGUAUUUCAUCAAGGCUAGCUUGGAUGCAGAAUUGCACGAUCGGGUCCGCCGACAUCAGCUUCGCUCCGGAAGGUUGCUCCACAUUUGCAUGGCCAGUGCCGUGGACUUCCCAAUUGAUGGCAGUGACCCAUUACAGCUGCCAGUGCCCGAGAUGGACCCUGGCAAGUUGCAGCUCCAGGCUCUCACAGCAUGGACCUUCGUGGCCUUGCUGGCUAUACCUGGAACGCAUUUCAUAGAGCAGGACAGGCAGGAGAGCUUGGCACGAGCGCAAAGUGCAGACAAACUGCCGCUGGCAGAAGUCCCUUACAGGAACGCCCGGUUGCAGCACCAGCAUGGUGCGGAACGUGCCACCAUUGGCCCGUUGCUGCAGUCCCCGUUCGGCAGAGGUCCACCGCUUUUUGCAAGUCCUCAAGCGGCACCAGCUGGCCACUUCAGGGGCUUCUUGUGCGACUUGAUUGGGGUGGCGGUUCAGGCAUCGAAGCUGCGCAGAACCACUAGUGGCCGCCAGACCUGCGUCUUGUACCUCCUCACACCUUCGCUGAACAUUUGUCAGAUCUUCGUGCAGCAGCCCUCCAGCAAGCUCGAUGUGAAGCAUACACCUCGCCUCAUGGAUGUCCAAAGAUCCUGGAAUGAGCUUGCCGAAGCGGCCUUUGCUGCUGCACAUCAAGCAAGGUUGCCAACACCUCUGGCCGUGCAGAAUGUAGCUUUCGAACAGUCUCCGAGCAGCGAUGUAGCAUAUUUCAACGGAAGAGCACUUCAAAUUAUCGUUUCGUCUUCGCCUCGUGAUGCGCAGCUGCGGCACAUCCUGGACUUGUCCUUCGUGUCUCCAGCGGAUUUUCUGAGCGCACGCAGCCGUUGCCAAGCAAAUCUGGCCUAG